GCUUAAAAUGUGAAAAAAUUAAACAAAUUGAAAAAGUUGUCGUCCUUUGAGAAUCUGCAACUCCUCACCCUGGAGAGAGAUGAAUUAAACCACGGGAAAAAAAAAUUGAGAGAGAAUCUGUCUUAAACUCCUUGGGUUUUAACAUAAUCGAAGAGUUUUUCUAUAAUUUUCGAUCUCUCUCUACCGUUCCCUUCUUUCCGAGCUCGGUUUUUGUCUCUUUGGCCUUCUGAUUCUCCAUUUCUCGGAAAAAUGGAUGGGUCAACUCACCGAAUUAGCAGUAGUGUUGAUGUGUUUUUACCAAAUUACAAACUUGGUAAAACUCUUGGAAUUGGUUCCUUUGGUAAGGUGAAAAUUGCAGAGCAUGCAUUGACUGGCCAUAAAGUUGCCAUCAAGAUACUUAACCGUCGCAAGAUAAAGAACAUGGAGAUGGAAGAAAAAGUAAGAAGAGAAAUCAAAAUCCUGAGAUUGUUUAUGCAUCCGCAUAUUAUAAGACUAUAUGAGGUUAUAGAAACACCAACUGAUAUAUAUGUCGUGAUGGAGUAUGUGAAGUCUGGAGAGCUUUUUGAUUAUAUUGUGGAGAAGGGUAGGCUACAGGAAGAUGAGGCACGUAAUUUCUUCCAGCAGAUAAUUUCUGGUGUGGAAUACUGCCACAGGAAUAUGGUUGUUCAUAGAGAUCUUAAGCCUGAGAAUUUGCUUUUGGAUUCUAAAUGCAAUGUGAAGAUAGCAGAUUUUGGAUUAAGCAAUAUAAUGCGAGAUGGACAUUUUCUAAAGACAAGUUGUGGAAGCCCAAAUUAUGCUGCCCCAGAGGUCAUCUCUGGGAAAUUGUAUGCUGGGCCUGAAGUGGAUGUAUGGAGCUGUGGGGUUAUUUUAUAUGCUCUUCUCUGUGGUACCCUUCCUUUUGAUGAUGAAAACAUUCCCAACCUCUUUAAGAAAAUCAAGGGUGGGAUAUAUACUCUUCCUAGCCAUUUAUCACCUGGUGCUAGAGAUUUGAUUCCAAGGAUGCUUGUGGUUGAUCCAAUGAAGCGAAUGACCAUCCCUGAAAUCCGUCAGCACCCAUGGUUUCAAGCUCGCCUUCCCCGUUAUUUGGCUGUCCCUCCACCAGAUACAAUGCAACAGGCUAAAAAGAUUGAUGAAGAAAUUCUUCAGGAAGUGGUCAAGAUGGGAUUUGACAGAAACCAACUUAUUGAAUCUCUUCGCAGCAGAAUACAAAAUGAUGCUACUGUUGCAUACUAUUUGUUAUUGGACAAUCGAUUUCGUGUUUCCAAUGGCUAUCUUGGAGCUGAGUUUCAAGAAACAAUGGAUUGUGGUUUCAACCGUAUGCAUCCAAAUGAACCUACUUCUCCAGCAGUUGGGCAUCGCCUUCCAGGAUACAUGGAUUAUCAAGGAGCGGGUUUAAAAGCACAGUUCCCGGUUGAUAGGAAAUGGGCGCUUGGACUUCAGUCACGAGCCCACCCUCGUGAAAUAAUGACAGAAGUCCUCAAAGCCCUGCAAGAACUAAAUGUGUGUUGGAAGAAAAUUGGUCACUACAAUAUGAAGUGCAGGUGGAUCCCAGGCAUUCCUGGUCUUCAUGAAGGCAUGAUUAAUGACCCUCUGCAUAAUAAUCAUUUCUUUGGGGAUGAAUCCACCAUUAUCGAGAAUGAUGGAGUCACUAAGUCACCAAAUGUGGUGAAGUUUGAAGUGCAGCUUUACAAAACUCGCGAGGAGAAAUACCUGCUCGACUUACAAAGGGUUCAAGGACCCCAAUUUCUCUUCUUAGAUCUUUGUGCAGCUUUUCUUGCACAACUCCGAGUCCUUUAGCAGGAGAAAGGGUAGACUUUCGAGAUCUCUGUCCACAGACCUCUUCUUAUGCCUGUGAAUAAGGAAUCACGGUGUAAAUAACUGUCUUUCAGUCUUAGUCUCAUGUUUACUGCUUUUAAUUUCUCCCUCAAUUUUAUAUGGGUGAUUGUUGUGUAAAAGCCAACAUCCAAAAGCACAAGUUGGCUAACUUACUAUUGAUCUGUUUUGAUAGUCUGUUAUCUCUCGCUAGGAUUUUCCUUAAUACUAUUAACCUUAUGGGGAAUUUCAUAAUUUCUAAGAAAGGAUUAACCUCUUCUUCCUUUCA
Molecule: messenger RNA, 2101 nt
Organism: Hevea brasiliensis (rubber tree)
Lineage: Eukaryota; Viridiplantae; Streptophyta; Magnoliopsida; Malpighiales; Euphorbiaceae
Product: SNF1-related protein kinase catalytic subunit alpha KIN10
Exons: 11
Coding region: 250-1797 (515 amino acids)
Biological process (GO): intracellular signal transduction; protein phosphorylation
Molecular function (GO): ATP binding; protein binding; protein serine/threonine kinase activity
Source: RefSeq, a predicted model, not a curated record